This is a messenger RNA of Danio aesculapii, 7627 nucleotides long. RefSeq names its product TBC1 domain family, member 22B (gene tbc1d22b). The record is from RefSeq and is a predicted model, not a curated record. Gene Ontology annotation, molecular function: GTPase activator activity. NCBI's taxonomy places the organism in Eukaryota, Metazoa, Chordata, Actinopteri, Cypriniformes, Danionidae. The coding region runs from base 196 to 1746 and encodes 516 amino acids. Gene Ontology annotation, biological process: activation of GTPase activity. The transcript has 13 exons.
ACGUCCAUUCAGAACUGCUGUAGGCACAUUCUGUGUUGACAAAAUACGCGCGAUAACUAAGCAAAACAAAGCAAGACACAUGCGGCAAUACACACAAAAAGAUCGUUUUCGCUGUUAGAUAUCAGCACAGAUCGGUUGACGGCGUGGUUAUCGAUCUCAUGGCUGUUUGAGAGUGAAAUUGGGCGUCCUCUCGCCAUGGCCACCGACAACAGGAUUCAUUUCUGGAGGAAAAACCCGAAGGUUCCCGGAAGCUUACAGCCAGUAUAUGGAGCACAGCACCCUCCUCUGGACCCGCGGAGACACCGUCCAUUAAAAGACACUCCGAAGGCCAGCAGUGUGGUCAAAUCCAAAAAGCCUUCAACCUUUCAUGAAUUUGCCCGGAGCACCAACGAUGCAUGGGACAUUGAUGAUGAAGAGGAUGACGGUAUAUUCAGUCUCAAACAGUCUUCGUCUUCACCUGUCCAAUCACGAUCCACUCCUCAGACGCCUUGCCUCAAACUCUUUAAAGUUCCGGAUGACACUGAGUUAGGGCCGCGCUCACUAGACAGACAGGAACCCAUCAGCACAAACCCAGAUCGAGAACGACUGGAUGUUGAAAGUGGCCCAGCCAAUGGCAGAGUGGUGAAGUCCUGUAGUGACGCCCAGCUGAAUGUUAAUACAGCUCGAAAUCCACUGCAAAAACAACAGUCACUUCCUGUACGCCCUGUCAUUCCCUUAGUUGCCCGCAUUUCAGACCAAAACGCCUCAGGAGCUCCGCCCAUGACCGUGAGAGAGAAGACACGAUUGGAUAAAUUCAAGCAGCUACUCUCCAGCUCCAACACAGACCUGGAGGAGUUACGGAAGCAUAGCUGGUCAGGAAUCCCUCGUGAGGUUCGACCAGUCACCUGGAGGCUCUUAUCGGGCUAUCUUCCAGCCAACCGGGAGCGAAGGGAUCUGGUUCUCCAGAGGAAGCGGGAGGAAUAUUUCGGCUUCAUCGAGCAGUAUUACCACUCCAGAACAGAUGAGAACCACAGAGACACAUACAGACAGAUUCACAUCGAUAUCCCAAGGACGAACCCUUUGAUUCCUUUGUUCCAGCAGCCUCUGGUACAGGAGGUGUUUGAGCGGAUUCUGUUCAUCUGGGCCAUCCGUCACCCCGCUAGUGGAUACGUGCAGGGCAUUAAUGACCUGGUCACUCCCUUUUUUGUGGUCUUCCUAUCUGAAUUCGUAGAGGAAGACGUGGAGAAUUUUGAAAUGGCAAGCUUACCACUGGAUACGCAACGAAACAUUGAGGCUGACAGCUUCUGGUGCAUGAGCAAACUGCUGGAUGGCAUACAGGACAACUACACGUUUGCCCAGCCUGGCAUUCAGAUCAAAGUGAAGGCGCUGGAAGAGCUCGUCAGCAGAAUAGAUGAGGACGUUCACGUGCACUUUCAGAAGUGUGAGGUGGAGUAUCUGCAGUUUGCUUUCCGCUGGAUGAAUAAUCUGCUGAUGAGGGAGCUGCCGCUGCGCUGUACCAUCCGCCUGUGGGACACCUACCAGGCCGAGUCUGAAGGAUUCUCCCAUUUCCACCUCUACGUCUGCGCCGCUUUCCUCAUCAAAUGGCGCAAAGAGAUUCUCUCCAUGCUGGACUUUCAGAGUCUGCUAAUGCUCCUGCAGAACCUUCCUACAAUACACUGGGGCAACGAAGAGGUGGGUUUGCUUCUAGCAGAGGCCUACAGACUCAAAUACAUGUUCGCCGAUGCUCCAAGCCACUACAAGAGAUGAGAAAGCCCAUAAACCAGACCACAGCUCGACCCGAGACGAUGAUCUGACUUAACAACGGGAUCAGCUCUGUUUAAUCUGACAGUGGAAUUGGAGCUCACCAGUUUUCUCAAAUGACGUCGAAUUUGUGUCGUCAUCUCUUAUAAUUCAUGAUCUAGAACAAAACGGAUCUACUGGAAAAUAUGAGGAAAAUUUGAGUGGAUCAAACUCAAAACAGAAAGAGCCAUUUGUUUAUCUUCAUCCAUUUGUUACCUCAGAUGUGGAGAAGCCACCUCUUGUUUUAUUUUCUCGAUUUUUAUUUUUUUCUCCCCACGCCGCCGAUGGUCUUGUGUUUUGUGUUAUUAGACCAUAAUGUGAUCUCCUCUGCCCCUUUUGCUCAUUGCGACAUUGAUUGUACCACACACAGGUACACGGGUCGAUUCCCGUCCGUAAUCACUCAGAGACGGUGUUAUUGAAGCUCUGCAAUACAUGAAACUAUGGCAGCCAUAAAGGGUCAUUUCUCAAGGGACGCGCGGCCAAGCGUUACAGAUUCGAAGAAUCAAUAUGCAACCGCCUGAGCGAAGUGUUUGGGUUUUUCUUUCAGGUUUUUACGUUUGUUAGACUGUGAAUUUUAACAAUCAACUAAUCUUUUUAAGUGGCUUUGUAUGUAUAUGAAGCUCUUGCACAAUUAUUUCCUAGAAAAUGGGUACUUUUAGAGCUUUAGUAUUAGCGUUCGACGACUACUGAGGUGAAGACGGCUGAGUCAAACUGAGCUGAAAUAUUUAUAUGGCUUUAUAAAGAAUGAAUCGGUGUGAUGUGAGGUCAGGGUACGAGACCGUGGGACUCUCAGGAGUUGUGUUGAAAGAAACCCACUGACUUAAAGAGACAGACUGAAGGCUUUCGGUUUUCACUGAAGUGUGGAAGAAAAAAAAAUUGUGAUUUUUAAAUACUGCCGGAGAGCAGUAGAUCUCAAACCACUGUGAAAAGGCAUCUGACGUUCGCACGUACAGUGGGUACGGAAAGUAUUUAGGCCCCCUUACAUUUUUCACUCUGUUAUAUUGCAGCCAUUUGCUAAAAUUUUAUAAUAUAUUCUCAUUAAUAUACACACAACAGCCUAUAUUGACAGAAAAACACAGAAUUGUUGACAUUUUUGCAGAUUUAUUCAAAAAGAAAAACUAAAAUAUCACACAGUCUUGUGUAUUCAGAGCACUUUUGAUCUAAUACAGCUAUGAGUCUUUUUGGUAAAGAUGCAACAAGUUUUUCACACCUGGAUUUGAUGGUAAAUGCUGGUGGAAAGCCGUUUUUAGUCCUCUCUAGAGAUGCUCAAUUGGGAUUAAGUCAGGGCUCUGGCUGGGCCAUUCAAGAACAGUCAUGGAGUUGUUGUGAAGCCAAUGCUUCAUUAUAUUUGCUGUGUGCUUAGGGACAUUAGCCCCUUUCACACAGUGAUACCGGUAAAUAUCUGGAAAUUUCCAGAACGAUUUUGCCGGUAAAUUUAAAAAAGUGCUGUUCACACAGGCAAAGACGUAACAGAAUUUUUCCAGAAAAACCAUUCACACAUCCAUUCCAAAAUACUGACAUUAUUAACCAGAAAUGACCUAUAAACAGCUGCGCUUGUAUUUGUAAACAUUUGACAACAUUACAAAUUCUGUGGAUGGAUAAGUAUUGUGAACAACUUCGAUGAAAACAAAUGGACAAACACUGUCGCAUAUCGAGAUGUACAUAAUAUGUGCGUGUGCUGCGCUCACCGGCUGCUUCACAUGCACACGCGUCAGACAACUGACGCAGAGCUUGAAGGUACAUAAACCACGGCUUAUCAUAGGCAAUUUAUUGAUAUUUUUUGACAAAGAUGGCGUUAAGAAGCAACAUAGAAACGUUAUCUGACUAACAAAUAGCAGCUAAAUGUGUCUGGAAAAAUAUUCAAAGGCUUUCAUCUUCAUAAACAUCACGGAUGUGAAUGCGUCUGAGUGUUCUGGCUAAAGUAGACUUCUUACGUCAGAGUGUUCUUGACGUGAACGCACUCUUUCCGGCAAAUUACCAGUAAUGUUACAACUUCUCUUUCUGGAAAAUUACCGGAACAAAUUUACUGGUAUUUUCAAAAAGGGCCUGUUCACACAUAGAGACCUUUCCGGAAAAUUGCCGGUAAUUUUCCAGAAAGGUCUGUAUGUGUGAAAGGGUCUAUUGUCUUGUUGGAAGGUAAACCUUCAGCCUAGUCUGAGGUCCUGAGCACUCUGGAGAAAGUUUUCGUCCAGAAUAUGCCUGUACUUGGCCACAUUCAUUUUUCCCUCGAUUGAAACCAGUCAUCUCGUCUCUGCAGCUAAAAACCACCCCACUUUCCGUACCCACUGUAUAUAUUCAGUCUCCCAGGGCAACCCAAAUUAUGCAGAUGUUUAUGCUAAUCAGAUGCAGUUGAUCUGAUUAUCUCCCUUUGAACCCUAGUUUCACCUCUCGGCACACUCUGGUUGCUUAUUUUUGAUUGACGAUUAAUUGUUCAAGUUCAGAGUCUUUCAAAAGUAGAUGCGUGAUCUUUAUAAAUCGGCAUGCCGAAUAUAUCUCGGACCUAUCAAAAGCUGAUUUUUUCCAUUAAAAAAAAGUAAUCUCUAAUCAUUUCGCAGAACUUGGACCAAACCCCCCUGCAUGGAUAAUCUGAAUAAUAAAUUAAAUGAGUGUCUUUUUUGCUUUAAUUAUUGAAGCAAAUGGAGUGUAUUGAUUAAAAGAAGGUGUCAAAAUUGGUUAAAAUUGAUGGCGUUGAUCUUCUAGCUCAGCGCUGCUCAGUUUGCUGAUGUUAAAUGCUUGAAUAAUGUACAUUUUGUCAGCUCGCUGUUCUCAUUCAUCCGUCAGUGACAUUUGAAACCACCUGAGUCGUAUACGCUCUUGCUGUUACAAUCUAUUUUUGAUGAAGCGUUUGCGGUGCUGCACUCCUUAUUUUGAAGUGAACUGCAAUGUUUUUUUUCUCAUUCCCUGCUCAUCUUUAGGUUUAUGCUUUUCCAUGCUUUUAAUGAGCUGAUAUUCACUCCGGAGAUAAUUAGUUUGCUCUCCACCCCUUUUAAAGUACGCUAAUGAAAGGGUGAGUUGUUAUGGAGGGUUGAGAUUUGCUGACCCUGCUGAGGACACGGGCCGGAAAUUAUUCAUGAGACACAUCGAGUGAACUGAGAGACUUGCUUGCUUCACGUUGUGGUCUUUUGAAUGUCAUACAAGUCUGAAUCGAUUGUAUUAAUGAUUCUGUUAUUCUUUUAAAACUGGGUUAAGUCAACAUGAAAUCAAAACAGGCUCAAUUUACGUUCUUCAAACACAUCGCCAUUCAUCAUCAUCAUCCUCAAACUUUUCUUGAUGUCACUUACUGUAUAUUUUUACUGUGUUAACCAGUAAGAUGCUCUUGAGGGUGAUCUUGAGCUUUGGAUGGUGAUGGGACAAUUCACUUAAAAUUAAAAUUGUGCAGUUUAUUCAUCCUCAGACCAUCCAAAAUGUAACAUACAGUCCUGUGCAAAAGUCAAUAUUAAUAUUUUUUUUUCUAUAGCAUAUUAAUCUGUAGCAUUAUUGUCUGCACAAAGAGUCUGAAGAAAGCCAGUGCUCCAUACAGAGUUCUGAUCUGAUCAGAUUAACAUUCAGUCUGUCUGGAAUGACAUGAAGAAACAGAACACAAGACCAACUAAAUCUAGAAGAACUUUGGCAACAUCUCUAAGAUGCUUCAAACAACCUACCUGCAAAGCUACAGCAUUGUUCAAAGAUUUAGGCACUUAAAAAUGAGCAUGCAUUCAAAGAAUAAUGCACUAGUGACACAAGACUUUUGCUCAGUACUGUACAUGUCAGACAUGAAACAUACAUUACAAAUAGAUAUGGGAUUUUUAGAAGAAAUCGUGGCCCUUGUUGAUUUAUUUAAGUGCAAGGCAGUGGCUGACAGCACUUUGAGUCAAAAUGAACCUAUAGGAAAAACAAAUUUAAUACCCAUGGCUUCAGAUGAUACAUUGAGGUCAUAUGAAGUGAAAUGAUAAUUCUGAGCAAGACACUUAAAAUCACUAAGGAUCCAAAUUUUUGGAUUGGUUUGCUCUAACCUUUUAAAAAGACAUUCCCUAACUAGUUAACAGCUAUGUUUCUGUCCACCUAUUGUUACGCACAUUUUGGACUAUCACAUUAAAUGUUAAAAACUUUUUGGUUAUCAAAAAUUAUUUUGAUUUGAACACUUCAUGUGAUAGCAAUGAUUUGUGAUAUGGAUCUGCGUUAAUGGAAAAACCAGCAGACUGACCCUAUUGUAAACUAUCUGAAAUGUUGUUUUGGUCAUUGUAAAUUCCCUCGGCCAAAAGUCUGCCAUCAAAGUGGUUCAGUAUUGUUACCUCCAGCACUGUAUUGAGCGUCUGCUCUCCCAAAGAGCAUCUCACGCCUCCUAAAGCCACCACAUGUUCAUUGCAUUUUGUCUUCUUUAAUUAUUCUUUAAUAUUUCUUUUAGUAAUUUGCUAUAUAAGAAAAAAAGCCAAGACUGGCUUCUCCUACUGCAGAAUAUUAUAUAUAAUAUAAAUACAAAUGUUCUUUUUUGAUAUUUGAUAUCACCAGUUUAUCAGAAUUAAACUAUUUUGUUCUCUUUGAGGCAUUGGAUCCAAACAGUGCUUUAUUUGCAAAUGUUUUAUGUGAUAUUCCAAUUUUGCUCAUAAGCCUUAUUCGCAUCUUUGGGAUGGAAACAUAUCUAGUUAUGUCCUUGUAAUUCGAAAUCAUAAUUAAAUACUAAAUUAAAUGUUGCCACGGGUUUCCUUUUAGGGUUGGCAUUAGGGGUAGGAGUGCAGUAGGGUCAAAUAAUUAGCAGGUAUAAAAUACAUUAUGUCUUUGGAGUGUCCCUGUAAAUCCCCAAAACAAACUAUGAUUUUGUCAAGAUCACAGUUAAUUAAAUACUAAAUUAAAUUUUGCCACAGGUUUCUUUUGAGGAUUGGGUUUAGGGGUAGGGGUGCAGUAGGGCCAUAUAAUUAGCAGUCUUUACUUUAUAAAAUACAUUACAGCUUUGGAGAGUCCCUGUAAACCAUCAAAACCAACAAUCGUGUGUGUGUGUGCGUGUGUGCGUGUGUGUGUGUGUGUGUGUGUGUGUACUGGUUUUGGAGGUUUACAAGGACAGAACUUGUAUAUGACUUGGGUAUUACACCAUUGAGCUGGUUUAUGAGGACAUGACUAUUUUGCCUUUGACUCAUUGAAUCCAGGUAUCUGUAGGUAAUCGCCGAUGUUAUUUUCAAUCAGAUCACAAUUCACACAGCGUGAUUUUGAAUCGCCGACAGGUCCAGAUAUUUAGCAUGCCAAUUAUCUGACGGGUGUUGGCGACUCAUCGGCGAUUCUGUCAGAUCGUGUCUUUGAUAGUUCACACUGUGUGAUUGUCACUUUCGUGAAUGAGCACAGAUUUGCCUGUGAUUUUAGCCAUUUGUGAUUUCUCAAAACCUGUCGGCGACUUAAAAUUGAGGCUAAAAUCAUGCAGUCUGAACUCGGCAUUAGGUGUUACAACAUUGAAUUGGUUUAUGAGGACAUGACUAUUUUGUUCUCUUCAACUCAAACAAUGCUGUAUACGCAAAUGUUUUAUGUAAUAUUCCAAUUUUGCUCGUACUGCAAGUCUAAUUCGCAUCUUUGGGAUGGAAACAUAGCUAGUUAUGUCUGUACUAAACUAGUACACCUAGCUUGCUGUGUACAAUACUGUUCUAAAAUAUGGAAUUGGUAAAGCUUUUAAAAGGCUCACUAAGAUUGCAUUUUUUGGAUCAUAAACAGAGUCAAUAAUGUGAACAGCAUUUCUUUAAAAAAAUAGUUAUAUACAGUUGAAGUCAGAAUUAUUAGCCCCCCUUAGAAUUUUUUUUUAUCUUUUUUAUUAAAUAUUUCCCAAAUGAUGUUUAACAGAGCAAGGAAAUUUUCACAGUAUGUCUGAUAAUAUUUUUUCUUCUUGAGA